This is a messenger RNA of Salvia miltiorrhiza (redroot sage), 975 nucleotides long. Its product is annotated as high mobility group B protein 7-like. Lineage: Eukaryota; Viridiplantae; Streptophyta; Magnoliopsida; Lamiales; Lamiaceae. The record is from RefSeq and is a predicted model, not a curated record. The coding region runs from base 126 to 815 and encodes 229 amino acids. The transcript is spliced from 8 exons.
CUUUCCCUCGCUCCUCUCCUCUCCAUCUUCUUCUACUAGCUGUAUAAAUACACACAUCUAAAUCUGAGUCUGUCCAUCCCACUAAUCUCAACUUCAAAUUCUUCUUCAUUUUAUCAAGUCUGUAAAUGGCGGGCGGCGGAGGUUCAUCCAACGCGUCGAGGCAGAGGAAGAGAGUGGAGGCUGAAUCCGCCUCUUCAUCUCCGGCUCUCAAACGCGCUAGAGACGGCAGCGCCUUUACCAAAUGCGAGGAGUGCCAAAAAGAUGUGGCGGUGGCUUUGAUUAGCUUCCACGAUUGCAGCCUUGAUGCUAAGAUUAAGAUGAAUCUAGAGGCUCAGGUUGUGGAAAUGGCUGCUGAGACGAAGAAGAAGCCAGCAGCAGAGAAAAAGAAGACAAAGCAGACAGAACCCAAGGCAAAGAAGGCCAAAAAUCCAAAUGCAAAGAAGCGCCCUCCCACUGCAUUCUUCUUGUUCAUGGAUGACUUUAGGAAAUCGUUUAAGGAGGCUAAUCCUGGCUGCAAGAGUGUUGCCACGGUUGCAAAGGAGGGUGGUGAGAAGUGGAAAUCAUUGAGUGAUGAUGAGAAGAAGGUAUAUACUGAUAGAGCUGCAGAGCUUAAAGCAGAGUAUCAAAAGGCAUUAGAGGCUGACAAUGAGCAAGAUGAGGAUGAUUCAACUGAAGAUGGGGCUAAGGAUGAUUCAACUGUAGAUGAGGUGAAGGAUGAAACAAAUGAGUCAUCUGAGAAAGAGAUUAAGGAGGAGAAAGAUGAUUUAACUGAUGAAGAGGUCAAAGAGGAAGAAGUAGCAGCAGAUGAUGAAUAAGUCCACCAGGCCGCUUCAAUUCUAAAUUUAGGCAACUAGGAUGAGUUUUAGGCCUUGUUGAUGCUUCAAGCUUCUUUGUAAAUCCCCACCUUUGCUAGUUUACUACUGAAUUUAUUUUGAGGAAAGAAAUUAAAAGGGAAUGAUUGUUUUUGGUGUCUUA